Molecule: messenger RNA, 1494 nt
Organism: Cucurbitaria berberidis CBS 394.84
Lineage: Eukaryota; Fungi; Ascomycota; Dothideomycetes; Pleosporales; Cucurbitariaceae
Product: glycosyltransferase family 1 protein
Exons: 3
Coding region: 1-1494 (497 amino acids)
Source: RefSeq, a predicted model, not a curated record
AUGGGCGUCCUUCAGCGAGUUCUUUCGGCGGGGCUCAUUCCCCUUAUCGCCCUUCUUGCUCUGCAACUGUUCUCUCCGGGAACUCUAAGUGGCCUGGUAGUGCCGACCGCGUUGGCUCGAUCAGAAACCCCCCUCAUCAUUUCUGCCAUCACGCACUGGUCCCACUUCGAGAAGAUUGCGAAAGUCGCUGUCAUCCUAGCACAGCUUGGAUACCCGAUCACCCUCAUUACUGGUCGUAUCCUCCAAAAAGAAGCCUCCAGCCUACACCCAAACAUCACUUACUACCCCCAACUUGGGCAACCGGAUAAGCUUUCUGAGGAAGAUUACAAGACAUUCGCAUCGUUUCCACCAGGCAGUGAGGAGGCUCAAGUUUCCAUACAGAAAGCUGUACUUGUAGAUGGCAUGCCAAACAUGCACGAAACUCUUCAAAACGUCUUCAAAGGAUUUAGGGACCGGUUCGGAAACAGCAAGCCCUUGAUUUCGUUCUACGAUCUGCCAAUCCUCGGCCAUUUGCCAAUUCUCCUCGGCGCCCCUGGCAUCAAACCAGAUGUCACCUUUGCAAUUAGCUGUCAUCCACUGUCCAUAAAUUCGAACGAUACGUAUCCUUUCCAUAUCAACAAGCUUCCCGAAACCGGACCAGAUGCAAAGGCUAUCCAUCGGAAAGCGUACCAGGAUCUCCACCAGGACUACCGAACUCGGGAGAUGGAUUUAUACAUGUGGGCGAAGUUUCGCGAACUGGGUGUCGUACAAGACAAUCUCCCCUCAAUGCAUCAAGCGAUGGGCGGGUCACCAGACCAUCUCAUGACUAUGGGCGUCCCGGACUUUGAAUUUCCAAGAAGUGAUCUGAGAAAAAAUGCUCACUACUUUGGUGCCUUGAGAGAUUCAAAACAGUCUGAUAAGAAACCGGAGCUUCCAGCCUGGUGGGUUGAAGUGGAGGAAGCGAAGAGCAAAGGCAGAAAGGUCGUGGCUAUUAGCCAGGGAACUCUUGAGACCCAAUGGGACGAUCUCCUUUUCCCAACGCUGGAGGCCCUCAAGGAUCGAGAUGACAUCCUAGUCAUCGUUAGUACUGUCGUUGUAGAGCCUGAAGACGUACCCGGCCUUAACCUUCCUGCCAACGCUCGAGCAGCGAAAUUCGUACCCUACAGUCUUCUCUUACCGUUUGUCGAUGUACUGGUCAACAACGGCGGCUACGGUGCUGUAAUGACAGCCCUGGACCUCGGCAUCCCGGUGGUUGUGGCGGGCGAUGGCCAAGAUAAGGUUAUAACCAACAAUGUUGUCCACGUGACAGGAGUGGGCAUCAAUCUAGGUAACAGGACGCCAGGUGUUGAGAAGAUCAGAGAGGGUGUGAGCAAGGUGCUAGAGGAUGUAGGUUAUAAGUGGAGGGUAGUGGAGAUGAGUAAGAAAUUCAAGAAGUAUGAUGUAGGUAGCGUAUUCGAUGCAGUCAUCCAAAGGGUUGUGGGAGAAUGGGCGCUUGGAAAGGGAAAGGGAGUGUGA